AUGGCGACUUCAGAGACCAAAUUGAGCAUGAAGCUUUUGAUUGACACAAAGGCUAAAAAAGUACUAUUUGCUGAGGUUGAUAAGGACUGUAUCGAUUUCCUCUUCCACAUUCUUUCACUUCCACUAGGCCGUGUCACUAAGCUUCUUAAGGAUAGAGGAAUGAAUGGGUGCUUGAAUAACCUCUACCAAAGCGUAGAGGACCUGAAUGACUCCUAUUUGGAGUCUAAGAACAUCAUUUUACAACCCGAGUGUCCUCAUUUGUCGAAACCGUAUGACAAAAAUGAUGAGCUAUGUUACUCUGCGGCCUGUACCUGCGGGCCGGCUGCCAAUAGGGGUUUUGUGAAGGAGUUGCAGGUGAAGUACAUGGUGAUGGAUGACUUGGUCGUUAAGCCCUUAUCUGCCGUAUCUAGUAUUACCGCUCUAAAAGACAACUUUAACGUCAAGGAUGUUGGUGCCCUGCAUGAGGAAGUUGUUCAGUUUGGAACACAGGAGGUAAUUGGCAUUGAAGUUGCUGAAAUUAUCGUUGGAGUCGAAAACAAUUUGACAAGUCUCUUCAUGACAGGAGUGAAAGUGGAAAAAUAG
Molecule: messenger RNA, 582 nt
Organism: Capsicum annuum
Lineage: Eukaryota; Viridiplantae; Streptophyta; Magnoliopsida; Solanales; Solanaceae
Exons: 3
Coding region: 1-582 (193 amino acids)
Source: RefSeq, a predicted model, not a curated record